Ostertagia ostertagi is the source of this 1959-nucleotide messenger RNA. The record is from the annotation of a GenBank genome assembly. Lineage: Eukaryota; Metazoa; Nematoda; Chromadorea; Rhabditida; Trichostrongylidae.
AUGUCGAAUGCGGUGCCAGAUCCAGAUGACGUGAUGGAGGCCGAUUAUCAGAACCAUGUGGCCGAUGAGCCUCUAGAUGACUUUGAUAUCGAUGUGGGCAACGCAAAUUUGGAGGAAGAACUGCAGAUCGAGAAGACCUUUCAAAACAGAGAAGGCACUCCGGUUCCUGAAGAUACGGCACCGGCUAAUCAGAAUGGUGACAUGGAUGUUACACAAGUUUCGGCACCUAAACCGUGUCCUUCUGUGGUUGUUAACAAUCCGACAGCUGUGGAUGUCGAGUCUAUUUGUCAAUCAUAUAAGGGACACUCACUGCUCAUCAGGUUGCAGUUUAUAGCAGAUCAUUGUCCUCCUCUAAAAAGAGAUGCAACUAUUGGUAUGAUCAAUGAGCUUCACAGGAGCUCUUUCAACGUGGCGCGUUAUUCGGAGUUGAUGACAAGCCUUGAAACGAUGGAGAAACAGCCAGAUGAUCAGAAUCAUUUGGAAACACCAGUGUUAGACCAAGCAUGGAUUGACCAAACCACUGUUAAGUCAUCGGUUCAAUUGGACUUUCUGCUUGCUGAAUAUAAGAAGCAAAAAGACGAAGGUGUCAAGGAGUCUACACGUCGCGCAAUGGACGAACUUUUCAACUACUAUAUUACCGCAGGCGAUAUAACCGAAGCUCUGCACCUCUACAGUCGUGGGAUGCGAGAGUACUGCAGCCAGUUCAAACAUAUUAUCCAGAUGUGGACGAAUUGGAUGGAAGCGUCGAUAUGGGUUGGUGAAUGGCAGCGGGUGGAUACAAUUGCCGCUCAGGCUGAGCGUAGUAUAAAAGAAGCUGAGGAAGCAGAAACGCAAGCCAAUUCGACGGCAGCCUCUCGCACGCGACCAGUAAUAUUUGGCGUAUCCUCUACUGCUGCUCGACCUUCCGGUGCCCCAAAGUGUGCUCGCUCAUUGAUAAAUACGGGAAAGGCUCGACUGGAUGCAGCAUGCGGUUUGUCGAAACUUCAAUCUGGUCGUUAUAAGCAAGCAGCUGAUCGCCUACUUAAAGUGGACCUGGAUGCUCUGGAUUUGCCGUGGCUGUUUUCCGCGUCCGACAUGGCCAUGUAUUGCACACUGUGCGUCAUUGCCAGCUACGAUAGGACAGAAUUGAAAAAGAAAGUCAUUAGUGAUGCCAACUGCCGUAAAUUCUUGGAAUCAGAACCCAAAUUAGUUGAACUUUUGCACUGCAUAGUGAAAAGCCAAUUCGGUCGAGCUUUGGAUAUUAUGAGGGACAUGAAGGACAGGUUCCUGCUGGAUCCCUACCUGAGCGCCCAUGUUGAGCCAUUGUAUGCUGUUAUACGAGAACGAGCUCUGCUGCAGUACCUCGAGCCGUUUGCAUCUGCUGAUCUUAAUGCUAUGGCUAACGUAUUUAGGACGGAUCUGCGGGGUUUGGAGAGUGAAUUAGUGACGCUUUGUGAACGUGGACAGCUAUCAGCUCGAAUUGAUGCCGUUGGAGCAACCAUUCGCAUGAUUCGUACGAAUGAACGCGAGGAGAACUACAAGAAAAUUAUUGAUGGGUGUGAUGACAUGAUCGAACGUUGUGAAGCGGCCAUCCUACGGGCUGUCAUGCAACAGGCAUGUAUUUGUAUAAGUUCUGAAGGCAGGGCCAAGCGAAAAACAGUGAGUCAUGCUGAUGAAGCCAGCGAUACUUCAAAUACCCCUACCCGUCAGAAGGUAUCCGUCCAGAAUAUGAUGCGUGUGCUAAGAGGACGAGUGGUACCUCCACUGCCACAAGGAGCGUCCUCUCCUGCCACUGCCCAUCACCCUCCAGCAACCGUAGCACCCGCGCCUCCGGUCCCGACAUCGGCUAACAAUGUGUCUGUUGCUCCAACAUCAGAAAACCCAUCACCCUCCGCUGCUUCUACGCAACAGCUUCCGAAUCCAUCUGAAGCUGACAGUUCAGAGGGCAGUGAGGAUCCAAAGGAGCCAGACAUGAGUUAG